Messenger RNA from Cladocopium goreaui, 2447 nucleotides. Lineage: Eukaryota; Dinophyceae; Suessiales; Symbiodiniaceae. The record is from the annotation of a GenBank genome assembly.
AUGGCGUCCUGGCUUGCAGCUGCUGCCUUGACGUUGCCACUGGCAAAGGUGGCCCUGCUGGAAGUGCGAUCAUGUUGCCCUUUGCCAAGAGGUGUCGAUCGAGUCCACCAUAUGAGGCGUCGUUUUCCGCUGGCGCUGCCUCUUCUGCCAGGCGCCUUUCUGCUUUGCCUGCUGCCCAUGGAAGCAGAUGGAGAGGAAGAUGAUGAAUCUGGAUGGAAGCUUUUGUAUGGUGAUGUCAUGAGGCCUCCUAGAGGCGCCUUGCUGCUGGCCAUCUGCGUAGCCAUUGGUGCAGGGCAAUGGGCAUCCACGCUGGGAUUCCCAGAGCUGUCCAGCACAAUGGGAGCGUUUUGUUUGGGAAGGUUGCACGGUUUCUUUGAGCUGCCACGCUGGAGCUUGAUCUUGGGACUGCCCCUGCUGCAGCUGCCAGAUCUGCUUGGACCCUGGCAGAUCCUGGGUAGCUGCUGCGGCCUGCUGCUGGGAGCAUCGCGACCCAAGCUGCAGUCCAGAGGCUUCUUUCAAGGAUUUCAUCAGAUUCCCCGGGAGAUCCCAGUCGAUGCAAGUUGGUCCUGGAUGCAAAUGUUGCUUGCAGUGUCACUUCUAGCUUUCCUCGGGCGUUUGCAGGACAAUUUCAAACUACAGACAUUGCUUCCCUGCUGCUGCUUGUGUACAGAGAUCUCGUUGUUGCACACCUACAGAAGGCUGCAGCAGGAGAACCACCGUUGGUACUGGUCAUCUUUCACUCUUGCCACUGCUGGUGCCCUCUGCUACCUUGCUCCUGUGAUGCUUCGCAGUGACGAUAUGACCUUCACCUUGCUUCCGCUGCUACAGGGCUGCUUGCUAGUUGGGAGCACAGCAUUCUUGGUUGCUUUGCGGAUGGUUCUGUUCGCCUACUCCCAGUGCGUUUUAAAUCUCCAAGCUGCGCUGGCUGCGCUUUUUUGGGCCGAGGAGUCGGACCUCGCCCUCGCAAGGAACGACAUCAAGGUGGGACUCAACCGUCGGGACCGGCGAGAAAGUUGGCACAGCAGAAACUCCAUGGUCGAGGGCCAACUUCAAAAGGAAGCACCGCGGCGGCCGAGCACACAGGAUGGUGUCAGCAACUCAAAUGAGUCGCUGUCUCUGGCAUCGUUGCUUUGCAAGCUGGGCAUCGCACUUCACGCCCUGCAUAGCUUCAACUGUCAACAAGCAGUUCAAGAACUCGCUUCCUUACCCAAGAGGCACUAUGAGACUAGCUAUGUGUUGGAUCUCGUGGGGUUAAGUUACUUUGAAUCUGCUGAUUACAAGAAGUCAGAGACGGCUUACAACCAGGCAUGGAGAAUAGAACCCUACCGUGUGGAAGGAUUGGAAUACUAUUCUUCGGCACUCUGGCACCUACGUCGAGAUGUGGAGCUAUGUAGAUUGGCCCAGCAAUGUUUGCAAUGGGAUCGACUGAAACCGCAAGUUUGGUGUGUCGUUGGCAACUGCUUUAGUUUGCAGAAAGAGCACGACGCAGCCAUCAAACUUUUCAAGCGGGCGAUACAGGUCGACUCAACUUUCACCUACGCCUAUACUCUUUGCGGCCAUGAAUUUGUGGCCUGCGAGAAGAUUGAUAAGGCGGUGGCAAUGUACGAAAACGCUUUGAACUUGGACCCUCGCCACUACAAUGCUUGGUGGGGCCUUGGUAACAUUUACCUUCGACAAGAAGAGCAUGAGAAUGCGAAGUAUCACUUUUACAAGGCCUUGCAGGUUAAUGCCAGCAACUCCGUGUUGCGGUGCUAUUUGGGUAUGGUUCUGAGCUCGUUGAAGCAGCCCCUGCUGGCGCUUGAGAGCUUUGACCAGGCAGCACAAGCAGAGCCACAAAACGGCAUGGCGUACUUCCAGAAAGCUUGCGUCCUCAUGAGUUUGGACAGAUUUGACGAAGCCCUCUCUGACCUGAAGAAGGUGAGAUGUUUGGCCCCAAAGGAAGCCUGUGUGCAUUUCCAGUUGGGCAAGGUCUACAUGAAGUUGCAGAAGGAUCGGAAGGCGCUCUUCCACUUCAACAUCGCCAUGGAUCUGAACCGCGACUCCAAGGACUACCACACCAUCAAGAUGCACAUCGAGAAGCUGCACAUCCGGGGCAUCAGCGAAGAGCCCACAGGAUCCACAGGAUCCACAGGUGAGGUGACUGGAUCGACUGGAUCGAGGAUGCUGAGUGCAGGCCCAGGUGCAGUUGUGGUGAGCUCUGCAAUCUCUUCGCCCACGCUCUAUGGACAAAGUUCCAGCCCGGCCUCCGCAUCUAGAGAGCCUCAACCCACACCGGUGCGAGGUUUGGCUGGAGGAUUCUGGAGCGGCGGCAGCGGAGGUCCAUCCGAGCGGCGUGCUCUACCUUACCCUGUUCAACGUCGAAACAGCCCGCUUUCCUGGGGAGGCCCUGGGUUUCGCAUCUGAGGGGGAAGCAACGCGCUGCCGCACAUCAAUACGCACCGAAAAAA